AUGGCACUUCCAGAACCUUUAAUAAGCGGAAACGACUUUUGGAAUCAAACGCGUCAAGUUUCUACAGACAAAGUAUCUCGUAUUAGGAAAAAAAAUGAUCCUUUACCUCAACCUCCUCAAGAUGAAGGUUAUUACUUACGAAUAGCUAUUAUAACUCUAGACAAACACCGUCGUGAUCCAGUUUUCAAAUUCAAAGCCAUUGUAUAUAAAAACAAUAAUAAUA
This is a messenger RNA of Racocetra persica, 223 nucleotides long. The record is from the annotation of a GenBank genome assembly. Lineage: Eukaryota; Fungi; Glomeromycota; Glomeromycetes; Diversisporales; Gigasporaceae.